AUGGCCUCCAACGCCGAACCCAGCUCCCCCGGAAUAGAUCGCGAAACCACCACGCCAUUUCACCUGAAGCUAUUCUAUCGCCAAAAUUCCUUUCAUCACCUCUCCGAUUUUCCGAUCCCUUCGUCGUCCGGUGGGACCUCCGCUCCUCCGCUCCCCCCACACCUUCAGAUCUACACAUGGUACUCGUGCUCCCUGCGCGAGCUAACGCAUCUCCUCACGUCAUGUCUCCCGUCGCUGCUGCCUGACCCUGUUGUCGGGACGCGUCUUAGCUUUAGACUGAUAUAUCCCGACAGCAAGGGCCAAUUCGUGGGCUUUGGUGGCUCCGGUGCGCCAGGCGCUCAUGACGAAGGGAGAGGGAGGUACCUCAGCAAGGAUAUUGGGAGUGUGAUCAUCGGCCCCAAAGCGGAUACAGGAGGGAAGGAUUCGUCUACGGAAGUUGAUAGCAGUAGGCUACAGGGUGAAGAUGCCGAUCGCACUUUGCAAGAUGUGCGGUUCAUCAUCGGUGACUACGUCGAAUGUGCCAUCUUACCUCCGCUUUCAGACGGGUCUGUCGCCCCACCAAUUUCGUCAAGAAGCAUAGCGGGAAGCUCAGCCGUCGGUGGCGGGAUGCGGGCGUUCCCACCUGUGAGAGAGAACGGGUUUGGGCGUCCAAGAGCUCUAGGUGGUGGGAUGGGACGAGGAGGACUAGCAAGCAUCCCCAGCGGCGAAUGGAGGAGGGGAGAACGCAUUCCAGAUAGUGGAGGAAGGGCUUACAGUCGUGGACACCUGAGAAAUCGAGGGCGACCGUAUUGA
Messenger RNA from Coccidioides posadasii C735 delta SOWgp, 792 nucleotides. RefSeq lists its product as uncharacterized. The record is from RefSeq and is a predicted model, not a curated record. Gene Ontology annotation, cellular component: nucleus. Lineage: Eukaryota; Fungi; Ascomycota; Eurotiomycetes; Onygenales; Onygenaceae. Gene Ontology annotation, molecular function: transcription factor binding.